Molecule: messenger RNA, 929 nt
Organism: Trichoplusia ni (cabbage looper)
Lineage: Eukaryota; Metazoa; Arthropoda; Insecta; Lepidoptera; Noctuidae
Exons: 3
Coding region: 390-929 (179 amino acids)
Source: RefSeq, a predicted model, not a curated record
UUGUAAUUAUUACCUGAUACAUGGUUAAUAAAAGUAUUCCAAUUUUAGCUAAAAUGACGAAUCGACCAACGUAUUCUCAAAUAGAAUGUUUGGUGGAAUUCCUGGAGCAAAAUCCAGGCAUAGCCAAAGGCUUGCUUCGGACCACUCAAGCCAAAUUGGAAACGAAGCGAAAAUGGGCAAGCUUGGCAACCUCCUUGAAUUCUAUUGGAGGUGCUAAUAAAGAUGGUCAAGGCUGGGCUAAGGUAUUAAAAAAUCAAUUAGACAUUAGAAUCACUAUUAUCAGGCAGUAAUUAAAUAGCAAGUAAUUUCAUUAACAUUAAUGCAUGUUUUAGUAUUGGGCUGAGAAGUAAUGUGGUUUGAAGAAACAGUGCGCACAACUCUCAUCUUCAAUGAGGCGCACUGGUGGUGAGACAGCAGACAACUUGCCAACAUUGUCUGCUCUAGAUAAAAGGUUGGUGGCAGUGAUGGGUGGACAAGAGUUUGCGACUGGCAACUCAAGCUUGGCAGUCAAUCCAUUUCCUGAAUUGCCGAGAUCUGUUGGUACAGAACCACAGGUUGUUGAAGAAGAGGUAAGCCACCAUGACGUCAUGGAAAUGCAGUUCGAGCAACCGGUGCAUGUUUCCCCUAUACUUGGCACAUCACAUAGUGAAAUAAUACCAGAAACCAUAAUACCUGUGACCAUGCCACUACAGACUACGCCACUGUUGAGUAACAAUCCUCCACGACGGCGACGCCGGUCUUUAACUCAGAGGCAGGAUACAGUGACGAUGGAACGGUUUGCCAUGAUGGAAGAGCGGCGGAUUGAAGCCGAAACGACAACAGCCCAAGCAUUAAUUCAACUGUCACAACAAAUUGACAAUAUUGCAAGGGCUUUAACAUCUAUAGCUACAGCAAUUUCAGACGUAGCCAGAAAAAUGCCAGAACCUUAA